Molecule: messenger RNA, 3466 nt
Organism: Parasteatoda tepidariorum (common house spider)
Lineage: Eukaryota; Metazoa; Arthropoda; Arachnida; Araneae; Theridiidae
Product: NK1 transcription factor-related protein 1
Biological process (GO): cell differentiation; regulation of transcription by RNA polymerase II
Cellular component (GO): nucleus
Molecular function (GO): DNA-binding transcription factor activity, RNA polymerase II-specific; RNA polymerase II cis-regulatory region sequence-specific DNA binding
Source: RefSeq, a predicted model, not a curated record
ACAUGGAGUACUUCCAAAAGGCGAGUCCCUAGUGUUUAUCUAGUAUUAUCUAGAUGCCCCUUAUCUUGUAAAGUUGUCGACGAAAAAAGAAUCGAAAACGAAACUUCGAUUUUGACUUCACUUGAAGAUGAUCUUCUGAUAAAGUAUUCUGGGGUGCUAAUAAACGGAAAAAAAUUAUUUCUGGUCGGACUGACCCUUUGGACAUGGAUGGCGGCUCUCCUCCUGAAAGAUCGAAUUCUGAAAUAAAUCUUGGUAAUUUCGAUGCUUUGGGGAAAGGCAAGGGUGGGAUGUUGCCAGUUUUGCAAGCACAAACCCCCAUGUCCCACACACCUUUCUCCGUGGAUGAUAUCCUGGAUCCAACGAAGUUUACGGGUGCCCGUGCCAGCAGACUGCGGGAAAGCACGUGGCAUCCUUGGCAGAAAGCAGAAUUAUCCGGAAGUGAUUCCGAAAAUGACCAGGACUCUCUUCGAGAAGACUCUAUGUCUCCUCUACCAGAUGUCAUUGAAGUGGCCGAAGCUGACAAUGAAAACAGAGAUGGUUCAUCUGCAAGUCACAGUGGUCACAUGCCACGAUCUAAUGGCAUUCGUUCAUCGGCAACCGAUGACGAAUCUACGGACAAAGAAUCGAGCAAAGGACUCGGUGGCUCUUAUAAAAAGAAAAAAUCGUCUAAUUCGGACAGUAAAGCUGGAAAACCAAGAAGAGCUCGAACAGCUUUUACUUACGAGCAAUUAGUAGCUCUUGAGAACAAAUUCAAAACCACACGGUACUUAUCAGUAUGUGAGCGUUUGAACUUGGCACUAUCCUUACGAUUAACUGAAACACAAGUCAAGAUUUGGUUCCAGAACCGAAGAACAAAGUGGAAAAAACAAAAUCCGGGAAUGGAUGCAAACAGUCCUACUUUGCCUCCAUCUCAAGUCUCCAGCCUUCCCAAUUCUUAUGCUGCAUCUCCGUCAUAUGCAGCAGGAUUGCUUUUUGGCAACCAAUUGCCUUACCUUCCGGCUACUAGCACGUUACCGUAUCCGGUGAUUUCUCCUGCACAACAUUUUGGACAUACAUCCAUGCAUCCUUACCUAACGCAUCUAAGUCAUUCGUAACGCAAAUAACGCGAGUUGUUAUGAGUUGAGCAAAAUUUAAAUAACAAAAACGCUUCAAUGUAAAACUAUUUUGAAAACUUGGAAGUUUAAUUUUAUCUAUUUUGUGGCAAAGCGAGAACAAUUUUUAUGUGCCAAUUAUUUGUUGAAUUCUGUCUGCUCUAUGUUGACUUUGAAUUGUGCGAAAUUAAGUAUAUUUUAAGACAGCUUAGCGUUACUUAGUGCUUAAAAUAUAAGUUUUUAAAAACUUUCUAAAAUUUAUUUCAAAACUUUCCGGUUGCAAAUAUCUCAAAGAACUGCUUUUCUAUCUAGUAGACUUUCAUAUUUAUAGUUACCUUCUUGAUCUUAAUAGACUGGUAAUAACUACAAAGAAAUGUUUUGUUGAUUCAAGUUUAAGUACAAAGGAGAAUAAUUAUAAUUAAUUUAUGAGUUCUAUGGUUAAUGCUCUCUUAAUCUAAAAUCCCAAGGCGUCAAAAUUAAUUGACUUUAAAUAAGCAGUUAAUGAACAAUUUCAAACUUGUUGAAAUUGAUAUCAAAACUUUUAGGUUACAAAUGUCCCAAUGAACUGCUUAUUUAUGUACUAGGCUAUACCAUUUUUAUAACUAUCUCGUGAUCUUUAAAGCUCGGGUAUAGCUUCAAAAUAAAUGUAUAAAUAAAAUAGAAUACUAGAGAUAAAUAUUCGAGACUGAGGGCUAAAAAUAAUCAUUGUUAAUUAUCAGUACUGGGGUUUAUACUUUCUCGAUUUAAGAUUACAAUACGUUUAAAUUAAUUGAUUUUGAUUAACCUAUGGAAAAAUUAAUUUCGAAACUUGUCAUUUAAAAAUGCCUAACAGUGAUCGAACAUACACUAAAAAGUAAAAAAUGAUAGAAAUUCAUUUUAUUUGUUUUCAAUUUAACAAUUCAUUCAUAGCUAAUGCCAGAGAGAUCAGGGAGGUUACCGCUCUAGUCAUCCAGCCAAUAAAGGAGCACCUAAUUCGACGAAAUUAAACGACACUAAAACUAAUACUUUUAUGAUUUAUGAAUUUAUAACGGAAAAAUAUAUUUUUCGAAACAAAGUUGAUAAGGAAGUUCCAGGGCGUUGAAAUUUUAAAGGGAAAAAAAAAUAAAUUCGAGAAAAAAAAAAUUACGAAAAUUAAGUUGGGAAUAAUGAUUUUUAUUCAGUAGAAUAACUUCAGCUAAUAUUUUUGGGAAGAAAUGAACUUUAAAUAUUAAUUUCAAUUUUUAAAAACAUAUAUUUUUCUACCUUUUUUUCUUCUUUUUUUUUGAACAAGAUUUGUUUUAAAUAAGAACCCUCUAGCAGUUGAAUUUCUCUUUUCAAGGGCAUCUAAUGGAAAGUAGUUUUGACCAGGCCUCUACCGCCCUUGUUCGCCACCUGCUUUAACCGUACAUUACUAUUAUCAAGUUUAUAUAUUUAAAUUUAAAACACUUACGGACAACAAUUUUCAGUAACUAACUAAAACUUAUACGGAAAUUUCACGACUUUUAAUCUCCUUUCAUUAAAAAAGUAGAGAUUUUUUGAAAAAAUGUAUAUUUUUCUGAAUUUCAAAAUGUUGACUUCUAGAUAUUACUUCUAUAGCAUCAUUUUAUGGAGUUGAAAAAUAUAAAUUUUAAACAUAAUUGCUGCUGCUGUCUUAAAAUACACUCAUGAAUUAAAAAAUGUACAAAAUAUAUAUAACUUUUUUUGAUAUUUCGAAUAUAUAUUGUGCAAUACAUACGUAUCAUCUUCCUUAUAUUUUAAUUAUGCCUUUUUAAGGAAUAUAAUUUCUAAAAUUUUAUUUUCAUAAUUUGAAUAUUGUAUCCUUAAAACCCAUUAUAUGGAAAUGGGGAUAAUAUUCGCGUGGGAAAAUGUCAUGAUAUUCUUGCUUUCCUAAAACACAGUUUUAAUCGAUGAUACCUCAUCAAUGUAUAAAUUAUAACUGCAAGAGUUUACAGAAGAACUAAAAGAAUUAUUUGGCAAUCAAUAUUCAAUUCACACUUUAUGACGUAUUAUGCCUUAAAAUGUGGAUAUAAAGGAAAACAAAACAUAUUCGGCUAAAGUGUAGUUCCUUAAAUUAUUUUCUACUUUAUGAACUUCAAGCGAACGAAACAUCAGAUGAUAAAGUUCCCAACGACAAAAAACAUUGUAAGUCGAUAUAUCAAAAUAUCGAUUGAUUUGUAAAUUGAACAUUUUACGAGAAAAUUUCUGUGACUUCGAGCUUAUUCGUGAAACACUGUCUAUGCAGUAGAUUUUAAAUUUCGUCUACGCAGUUGAGAUUCAAGUGAAGGAAGAGACAAAACAACAUUUAAGUUGUUAUAAUGUGAAAUGAACUUGAAAGUGAUCAAUUAAAGUUUUUGUAUAAAUCAGAAUGAGUAUUAAAAUAAGUAUUCACAAUUUUA